This is a messenger RNA of Cladophialophora immunda, 2715 nucleotides long. RefSeq lists its product as uncharacterized. Gene Ontology annotation, molecular function: protein binding. The coding region runs from base 1 to 2715 and encodes 904 amino acids. NCBI's taxonomy places the organism in Eukaryota, Fungi, Ascomycota, Eurotiomycetes, Chaetothyriales, Herpotrichiellaceae. The record is from RefSeq and is a predicted model, not a curated record. The transcript has a single exon.
AUGGCGCCCAGAAAGGGGAAGGAGUCCCUUUUGGACCUCUGUGGCCGGGCAACCACCUUGGGAAACAGCGUGUCGGUGCGCAUGCUGGAGUAUCUCAGCACCGUCAAGGAGCCCCCGCAUGGCUUCCGUGAGCUGGCGACCAAUUUCCUCGACAUUUGUCGAGUCCUUUGCUCCAUCGAAGCAGGACUGACCGAAGCCUCGAGGGGGCACAGCCAGUUCCCCAGUGACAUGCAACAGGAACUCGACAAAAAGUUUCGUCAGGCCAAUGAUGACUUUAUCGUCUUGAACCAGAUGCUCGUCAAGUUCCUCGAGUACGAGAAGAAAGGAAGCUUGGGCAAGCUCAGGAAAGGAUGGCACAUGAUGUUCGCCGAUACGGACAUUCACAAGAUGAAGGACUCGCUCGCCAGGAGCCGCGAUGCGCUGGGCAUGAGUGCAAUGGUGUUCAGAUGGUACCUGGGCGACGCAAAGGCGGAUGCCUCUGUUGGCAUAGGAUAUACGGGUCUUGCAGCUGUCCUCGAGCGCAUGAACCCCAGCAUCAAUCCCAGCAUCAGGCACACUCCGUCGACCACCGUGAAGCCUGCCCUUCAUGCUCCUCUUUCGGAAGCACCCGAUCUUCUGCCACCGCUCCCGUCCAUUCCAUUGACGGAGAGAACGUCAGAGUCCAACUUCCUCUCCCGGCUAAGCGAGGAUCCAGAUACCUUGACCGCGAUCCCUCAGAGACAAAGCUUCAGCAGGCCCGCGCCCAGUACCAGGUCCAGCAAACUCACCGUCAAUUCCGCCACCAGGGAAAGGGAACAGCAAAUGAUGAGCAGUGAGAGUUCGCGAACCGAGGUUGCCGUGGAAGAUCAUGUCUCUGUCAAAACGGCGGAUUCAUUUGCCCAGAUUGAGGACAUGAUCCACGAGAUCGGACUGGACAAGCACUCUUCUCCCACUGCUCGCGUGAAAGCCGACCCUGCCACAGUCCCAAGAUGGACACCUAAACAAAUGUCUGGGGCCAACUCCGCCGCCCUGAAAUCGUCCUUGUUGAAUGCCGUCCAGCAGCAGAAGCACAAGAUGAUUGAACAACUACUGGACUGCGGCGUGCCUCCCGAGGGCGACAACGGAGUCAACCUUCUCCGAGAGGCAGUUCUUCAUCAAGACGUUGAGACAGUCCGGCUUUUACUCCUCUUUGGAGCCGAUCCCAAUGGCCUCGACAAGAUCAAGUUCAGUCCCCUUUUGUCCGCGACAGAGCUGUCGUUCCUCGAAGCCGCAAAGUUGCUGCUGAAAUAUGGAGCAGAUCCUAAUCUUCCCGCCGGUCCAGAGGGGGAAUGUCCCCUCGCCAUGGCCGUCGUGGAGAACAAGCUCGAGUUUCUGCAGCUCUAUCUCACGUACGGAGGAGACACCAACCUCAACACCGCUGAUGGCAACACUCUGCUCAUCAAGGCUAUAAACAAAACGAAUCCGAAGAAGUUGGUAGAGCUUCUUGUCGACUAUGGGAGCGACGUGAAUGGGAAAAAUGGCGAGGGCGAGACGCCCCUUUUCACAGCAGUCCAGUCGAGAAGAGUGGACAUCAUGAUCUUUCUCUUGGACCACGGAGCCGACCCCAACAUGCCUGGUCCUAAGCACCUUUUGUGGCCUUCGACCUACCAGCCAAAAGCACUGCAGCUGCUGCUAUCUCGAGGAGCAGAUUACAAAAAGUGCCCCGGGGUUCUGGAACUCGCCACAAGUAUCAACAAUCUGGAGUCGGUAACGACCCUGCUCAAAGCCGGUGUCGAUCCCAAUGCUAAGAAGGACGGGGUUUAUACACCACUCUGUUCUGCCAUUCGUGACAACCGAGGCGAACUUGUCUCGCUCCUCCUGGCCAAUGGAGCGGAUCCAAAUCUGACGGCGUCGGAGUACCCAGCCUUCAAGUGCGUGACCCACGACCGCACGCAUCUACUUCCACAGCUUGUUGCUGCAGGCGCGAACCUGCACAAACCCAAGGGCAUCAUCGAGAAAGCCGUUGCUCACAACAACAAGGACGCGCUCAUGUACUUACUUGACCAGCACGUCAGCCCCAAUGACAGAAGCGCUGAAGGCUACACACCUCUGACUACGGCAAUCCGUGACGAGAGACUUGACUUUGUCGACAUACUACUGGCCAACGGUGCAGACCCUGGCAUCCGAGGUCAGGACUGGCCUAUCUGUAUGGCUGUGAAAAGACCCGAAAUUCUGCGCAAGCUCCUUCCUUCCCUUUCCAAUCCAAGAGCAGUUAAAGGGGUCCUGGAAAUGGCCGUGGUUGCCAACCAGCUCGAGAGUAUCAAGUUGUUGCUGAAAGCGGGUGUCAAUGUCGAGGACAAGAACGGAGGUGUUUUCUCUCCUCUGACAACUGCUAUUCGGGAGGACAGAAGAGAGAUUGUUCGCUACCUGCUCGACGAAGCUGGUGCCGAUGUCAACGCCCCCGGCGAGCAUCUGCCCAUCAUCAAGGCUAUCCGGAGGUUCCGCAACGGCGAUACCGAGAUCAUUGAAAUGUUGCUCGCGCGAGGGGCCGAUAUCAAUCUCAUGUACCGGGGCUGGAACGCAGUGCUCCAGGCGGUGGAAAAUGGAGACGCUAAGACGUUGAAGCUUCUCGUCGAGCGAGGUGGUGGCGUCGACCUGGAAGCUAAAGACGAGUCGGGGAGGACAGUGAUGGAUAUUGUGAACGGGCGGGGGUGGGAUGAGGCUGUGACCAUCUUGGUGGGUGGAGGAAGCCCGUAA